Spirometra erinaceieuropaei is the source of this 564-nucleotide messenger RNA. The record is from the annotation of a GenBank genome assembly. Lineage: Eukaryota; Metazoa; Platyhelminthes; Cestoda; Diphyllobothriidea; Diphyllobothriidae.
AUGGUGCGUCACCUCCAGGAGGGCGUGGUGACGCACGUCACAGACUGUGGAGCCGUCUCAGAGGCAUUUGUAGUGACCAACGGAGUGAAGCAGAGCUGUGUCCUCGCACCCACCCUCUUCAGUUCCAUGUUCUCUGCCACGCUGCUGGACGAACGUCGCGGAAUCCGCAUCGCCUACAGGAUGGACAGUCAACUCCUCAAUCGUCGACAGACGCACGUCCAGUCGCGUGCAUCUACGGCUACUGUCCAAGAACUCGCCGUCGACUGCGCACUCAACAUUACGACCGAUGAAGGGAUGCCACUGAGCACAGACUUCUUCGACUUCGGCUGCGCCCACUUCCGACUGGCCAUCAACGCGGACAUGACGUUGGUCAUGCAUCAACAGCCACCGAAUGCUGAGUACAGUGUCCCUUGCAUCCAAGUUGACGGCACAGAACUGAAGACCAUGGACAACUUCAACUACCUGGGCAGCAGAAUGUCACGCCGAAUCAGAAGCAACGACCAAGUGGUCUAUCGGAUUUCUCAAGCCAGUCAAGCCUUCAGUCGGCUGCAGAACGCCGUGUGA